AUGAAAAGUGCUAUAACACUUGUAAGAAUAAUAAACUAUUGAUAUAGCUAAACAAAUGGAAUUUGUCAAAAAGAUAGAUACAUAACAUUUCUGAACUUUAAGAUGGAAUUGUGUUUGCUUAAUUAUUAGAUGAUUAGUAAAUAUAUGAUCAAAAAUAUAUAGUUUAGGAUCGAAUAUAUAAAGAGUAUUAUGGAAUUAAAUCAUAAAUAAUAUUUAAUUAGCAAGGAAAAAAUGUAAACUUGAAAUUAUAAACUUUGAUGAUGACAUCACACUUUCUGAUAGUAAUUUAGAUUUUGCGAAAUUCAUACCAUACUUUAUUGAUACUAUGCUUAGAGUAAAUUCAUAAGAAUUAGUGGAAAUGAUGCAAUAAUUGUUACCAUAAUAAUAAUAAGAAAUUAUGGGAUUUUUGGAAAAUUAAACAGAAGAAAUUGGAAGUUUUCAAGAUUUUUGGUAAUUUGAACAUUAAACAACAAAUACAAUAAUAUCAUUGGAAGAGAAUUUGAAUACAAAAGAAAUGAUAAUUGCACAACAAAAUAAAUAAAUUGAGUUAAUGAGAACAGAAUAUCAAAAUAAAGUUUUUGAUUAUCAAAGUAAAAUAACAGAAUUACAUGAAUUAUAUCAAUAACUUAAUGAAUCAUAAGCAUUCUUUUUAUAAAAGGUUAAUUGUUGUGAAUUGGAAGAAGUUUAUUAAAAAUUUGAGGAUUAUAUAAAAGAAAUUGAUAAUAGCAAAUAAAUAAUUGAAGAUUUCACUUAUUUAGUUUAGAAUCAAUAAAAAGAGAUAGCAAAAUUAUAAUAAAAGAAUUAAACUCUAAAAUCAAAAUUACUAUCUUGUCCAUAAACAGCAAGAUCAAUUGAGCCAGAAUAAUAAUAAUAGAUUAUAGUGAAAGAUCCAUAGGAAUAGAGAACAAUAGAAAAAUUGAAAGCUUAAAUUUAAGGAAUAAAAGAGGAACAUUAAAGAAUGUUAGGAUUGAAAUAAACAUAUUAUGAAUCAGAAUUAACAAAAUUAAAGAGAAAACUUUAUGAGACAGAAAAGGAGGCAAGUUAGUUUAGAAAGAAAAUGGAGAAGUUUAAAGUUGAAUUAGAAGAAUAUUAAUCUAUGAAUUAAUAUGAAAGGAAACUUCCAUUUGAGAGUUUAAGACAUCAAGGAAUUUAUUCUUCAAAUAAUAGUUAUAUAAUAGAGGUUGAUUAAAGAUUUGGACAAUCACCAAAAUCAACAUAUUUUGAUUUCCUUUAAUCUUAGAAUAAAUCUGAAAUAGAUCAUGCUAUGUCUCAUAAUAAUUAAUCUUUGAAAUAUACAGAUGAGACAAAUGUGACAAAGUUACAAUUAUAAUUAACAGAGAAAUCAAAUAAAAUAACUUAAUUGGAAAGAUAAUUAAGUAUGUUUUAAUAAAGUUCUCAUUCAAGAAGGAAUUCAAUGACUAAGUUUAAUUAAUCUUAAUAAGAAAAGUAUUUUGAUUAAUCUACUAUUUUAGAAGUAAUUAUAAGUAAUAAUUUAGCAUUUAAGAUAUUAUGUGUAAUAUUCAUAAUAAAAAGAUUAGGAAAUUCAUGAUAUAAGAGAAUAAUAGAAUCAAAACUUUUUAGAUUUGUGUAAAUAAAUAAUAAAAUAGAAUGAAUAAAUAUAAAGAUUAAAUUCAAUAAUUAUGAAUAAUAAGAGUGAAGAUUAAAUGUAAGAGAUUACAGAGAAACAUUAAAAUGAUUUACAAUCUUUGAAUUAGUAUUAUGUUGAUACUUUAAAUAAUAAAGAUGAACUACUUCAUUUAAUAAUAUCUCUAUUUUAUGAAAAUGCAUUAGUGAAAUGA
Messenger RNA from Paramecium sonneborni, 1799 nucleotides. The record is from the annotation of a GenBank genome assembly. Lineage: Eukaryota; Ciliophora; Oligohymenophorea; Peniculida; Parameciidae.